ACUGACUUACCUCUAAUGUAUUUUAAGUCCAAGAUGUCUGCUCCUAUGUCGGCAACUGUUCGAGCAGUUGUAAAGAAAAAACAAAUCCCACAAAGAGUCGCUUUAAUUUUAACCCAGUCUGCUGUAAGCCGUGUAAAACAUCUGCUGCAUAGUAAACCAGAUGCAAUAGGUUUGAAGAUUGGUGUGAAACAAAGAGGCUGUAAUGGUCUAAGUUAUACCUUGGAUUUCGCAAAACAAAAAGGAAAAUUUGAUGAAGAAGUUGUUCAAGAUGGAGUACGAGUGUUGAUCGACGCCAAAGCACAACUUACGCUUCUCGGGACAGAGAUGGAUUAUAUAGAAUCAAAAUUAUCUAGUGAAUUUGUGUUUAACAAUCCGAAUAUUAAAGGAACAUGUGGCUGUGGUGAAAGUUUUACCAUUUAAAUUUCAAUCCUCAUCAGCGAUUCAGUGUUACUUUUACACUUGAGCUUGAACCAUAGGUGAUUUAGUCAAGCUAAUUAGGUUUAGUCAAACUUAAGUGUAACAAAUGGUAUUGAAAUGCAAAAUUAAACAGUUUUUCUGACUCUGCAUGGUUUGGAACAUUGUAUGAUAAUAAUAAUAAUUGUAGUAUCAGGAAUACAUAGUAUAACUGACCGUGAUAUUCCAAUACAAUAAGGAAAAAUAAAAUUAACAUUUUCUAAUUUAGGAUGUAAUAAAUAUUAAUGUUUUAAAUAUUAUUGUUAACGUAUUUUUCACUGUUUGACAUUCAGAAGUAGUGAGUCAUAGACAUGAAUAUUUUCUACUACUAAAUUUCAAUCACUUUCAUUUAUUUGAGAUGCAAAUAAUUACCCAGUUGUUAAGACCUAAUGGUCUAAUUUUUCUUGUACAUAUACAUUUGCUCUUUUAAAAUACUUUCAAAACUGGUGUUUUUCAACCAUGAUUUGCUUAAUGUAUGCAUAUUAUAGCAUUUAAGAUUUGUUACAUAAAAAAACCAAAGAAAAUCACAUAAUUUAAAAACUAUUAAGAAUUUUAGUCUUAAUGAAACAGGAGUCUCAGUUUUUUGUGUGUAAAUUUUAAUUGUUGUAACAAAAAUCAAAUAUUAAAGGUGUUCAGUGUGAAACUUCUCUUUAUACCUGAGUUCAAUCUUAUAAUUAACAACUUACUGAUUCAGUCAACAUUUCAUAUAAAUAUAUAAGACAUAAGAACAUAUUUUUCUUAUUUCAGUGCAAAUUAUUAUAAUUUAUUAGGAAUAAUCUAAACCAAUAUAUUUUCUUCAUAAUUGUACCAUGCCCCAUUUUAUGUGAAAUUACCAAUAGAUCAUACUUACAGUAUCUGAGUGUGAUUUCAUAAAAUGAUGGAGAACCUAUUUAUUUUUUUUAAUAUCUAGGAACAGCUCUGUACAACUGAUAUUUGGUACAGAAUUUAUGGUUUUUUUCUAAGAUACAAAGUUUUUCCUACUUUUCAACUUUGGUUUCUAUUGUAAUAAAUAACAUGCAUUUGCAACAGAGAACUCAGGUUUUGUAUGCAUAAAAAUAUUGCUAUGGAUUUAUUUCUCACUAAAUAAAUAGUAAAUAUGUAGAAAUAAUGUAUUUGAAAAAUAAAUGAUAGUAUCGA
Molecule: messenger RNA, 1590 nt
Organism: Limulus polyphemus (Atlantic horseshoe crab)
Lineage: Eukaryota; Metazoa; Arthropoda; Merostomata; Xiphosura; Limulidae
Gene: MagR
Product: iron-sulfur cluster assembly 1 homolog, mitochondrial-like
Exons: 2
Coding region: 16-420 (134 amino acids)
Biological process (GO): iron-sulfur cluster assembly
Cellular component (GO): cytoplasm; mitochondrion
Molecular function (GO): 2 iron, 2 sulfur cluster binding
Source: RefSeq, a predicted model, not a curated record